Messenger RNA from Hyalella azteca, 1232 nucleotides. RefSeq names its product probable methyltransferase-like protein 24. The transcript is spliced from 5 exons. The record is from RefSeq and is a predicted model, not a curated record. The coding region runs from base 1 to 708 and encodes 235 amino acids. NCBI's taxonomy places the organism in Eukaryota, Metazoa, Arthropoda, Malacostraca, Amphipoda, Hyalellidae.
AUGACAUCGUUCACUAACACACGCCUCCUGCGCGGCGGCAUCAGGCGAACUCUACUUGUGAUUCUUGUGACUCUCGUGGAGAUGUUCGGAGCCCAACCAAAUGAAGGAACCACGUUUCUGGACGGCGUUAAAGCAGUUUGUUUGGACGACAAAGUCUCUCCCACACCCGGCUCCUGCAUCGUACUUUCCUUCGGCAUGGGCAACGAGUGGAGCUUUGAGGAGGCCAUGGCGGAAUACGGCUGCAAGGUGUACGCGUUUGACCCCACCAUUAGGCAGCCGGACAGCCUCAGUGGUCACGGCAUCCACUUCCGUCCAUUGGGCUUGGGAGGCGUAACUGGAGUUGCGUCGUUCCAUGGAACUGAAAUACAGGUAUGCACAUAUCGGGAUAUUUUGAAGUUGAUCGACUUAGAGAAGAGCGUCAUUGACUACCUCAGGAUCGACAUCGAGGGCUUCGAGGUGGAUUUUUUUCACAACGUCCUUAACGACGAUGUCGAACUCCUGGCCAACAUCAAGCAGAUCGGCAUGGAGAUCCACCCACUGGCGUCAGAGACCCUGAGAGACCUUAUGUGGAGCCAAAUUCGUCAGCUACGCAGCCUGCAUUUCUCACAGGUGUCCAGUUUGCCAAGCAUGGGCUGGACUUAUACCUUUGAGAACAAAACUGUUUCUCAAUUCUAUGAAAUGCUUUGGGUUAAUGAAAAGUUUCGAUAGUAGUUUUGGUCUCCUUUGAGUGUAAAUAUCUUCGGUGGCAAAGUGUUACAAGUUCGAACUUUCAAAAUGGGUUUCCUUGCGGCUUUUCAACUUUUUGUGUAUAAAUUAACUUUUUGGUACGCUUUUUACGGGCUGACAAGUCUCGUCGGUCUUGGCAGGUAGCUCAUUUAGGGGAGCAAAAUUCCGAUUCCAAACCUCCACUUUAGUGCAGCAUACCCUCUUAUGCGAAACGCUGAGGGAGUAAACCAUGAAAGACAAUCGGGAGCAGAGCAUUUAAGGCGGUUUGACCUGAAGCCUCAACACCGAUAACUUCUGCGGCGGUGUUAAAACCAAGCGGUAUUGAUUUCGUCUUUCUUUUGGCCACUUUGGCAGUGAAGAGUGGAGGCCACUGCCGAAUGAGCAACAUUCAAGGAGCAGCGUCAUUGCCUCCUAAUGCCGCGGUGGACGUCUGCCGACGAAGAAUUUUAUGCUUACAAUUAGUUUAUUCAGCAAACAUGAUUGCAUAGCAAUUUUUACAUGUAGAA